AUGACGUCUAGCAUUAUUUGGCCCAAGCAAUAUCUACCCGGAACAACUGACAACUACGUCUCUAACGAGAUCUUCGUGCCUGGCAUCACCGCCGAGGAGGUGUGGGCAAAUCUUUCCGACAUCACAAAGUGGGAGUCCUACUACGAGAAUGUCGGCCAAAUCACCCCUCCGGCUACUGGCCCGAAUUUGAAGAAGGGGGACAGCUUCAAAUUUUCCACUUUUGGAUUUCCUCCGCUGCAGUCUGAGGUAUGGGAGUCUGUAGCUCCCACCGCGACUACGCCGGGCCGUCUCGCAUGGCGUUCUCACCAAGAAGGUGACGAGGACAGUGCGCUGGAGGUGUAUCAUGCGUGGAUUAUCGAAAAUACUGAAUGGGACGUUGUGCGUAUCUUGACUCAGGAAUCGCAGAUUGGAAAGCCCGCGGCCCAGCUGACCACCAAGAGGCCAAAUCCGAUGCUGCUGGGACAUCAAGACUGGGUCACCGGUCUUGCCCAAAUCACCAAGAGGGGAAAUUGA
Messenger RNA from Talaromyces atroroseus, 513 nucleotides. RefSeq lists its product as hypothetical. The transcript has a single exon. The record is from RefSeq and is a predicted model, not a curated record. The coding region runs from base 1 to 513 and encodes 170 amino acids. Lineage: Eukaryota; Fungi; Ascomycota; Eurotiomycetes; Eurotiales; Trichocomaceae.